Calidris pugnax (ruff) is the source of this 1642-nucleotide messenger RNA. It is a transcript of the gene NPSR1, whose product is annotated as neuropeptide S receptor 1. Gene Ontology annotation, molecular function: vasopressin receptor activity; neuropeptide receptor activity. NCBI's taxonomy places the organism in Eukaryota, Metazoa, Chordata, Aves, Charadriiformes, Scolopacidae. The transcript is spliced from 10 exons. The record is from RefSeq and is a predicted model, not a curated record. Bases 173 to 1294 code for a protein of 373 amino acids. Gene Ontology annotation, biological process: positive regulation of release of sequestered calcium ion into cytosol; neuropeptide signaling pathway. Gene Ontology annotation, cellular component: membrane; cytoplasm.
GGGUGAGUGAACUAGGUGCCCAGAAAGUCGCUGCACUGAAGCCCGACGCCUCUGGUAGCCAGUGGUGGAGCAGUGAGGAGCUGGUUUUGUUGCUGCGUUUUUACCGGAGAAGCCUGGCUGCGUUAACUCUCGCAAAAACAAGCCCUUAGACAACUCAGAACAAAAUCCAGAGAUGGAGGUGGGCUCCACAGAAGCCAGCAGCAGCUCCCAGGGAGGCACCGGCUGGCUGGACCUUACCCUCGUCACCUGCACCGAAACGGUGACUUUCACUGAGGUGGUGACAGAAGAGGAGUGGGGAUCCUUUUACUACUCUUUUAAGACAGAGCAGCUGGUGACUCUUUGGAUUCUUUUUAUUGUCACAAUUGCUGGAAACUCUAUUGUGCUCUUCUCUACCUGGAGGAGGAAGCGGAAAUCUCGAAUGACCUUCUUCGUUACACAGUUGGCAAUCACAGAUUCGUUCACGGGACUCAUAAACAUAAUGACAGACAUCAUUUGGCGUUACACUGGAGAUUUCAUGGCCCCUGAUAUUGUUUGCAGAGUCGUGCGCUACUUCCAGGUGGUCCUUCUAUACGCCUCGACUUACGUCCUUGUGUCACUAAGCAUCGACCGGUACCACGCCAUAGUUUACCCAAUGAAAUUCUUGCAAGGAGAAAGACAGGCGAAAGUUCUUAUUGGAGUGGCCUGGAGCCUCUCUUUCCUGUUUUCCAUACCGACUCUGAUUAUUUUUGGGAAACGGCAGCUCUCCAAUGGAGAAGUGCAGUGCUGGGCUCUCUGGCCUGAUGACUCCUACUGGAUACCCUACAUGACGGUGGUGGCUUUCCUGGUGUACUUCAUUCCUCUGAUCAUCAUCAGCGUCAUAUACUCAAUCGUGAUUCGAACCAUCUGGAUGAAGAGCAAAGCUCAGGCUGUCAUCAUAUCCAGCUGCCCUGGUGGCAAAACCUCUGCUGGCUACACCAGUCGUGGGUUCAUAUCCAGGGCGAAAGUGAAAGCCAUCAAGUACAGCAUCGUAAUUAUCCUUGCAUUUGUCCUCUGUUGGAGCCCUUACUUUCUUUUUGACAUCCUGGACAACUUCAACAUACUCCCUGAGACCAAAGAGCGCUUCUACGCAUCCGUGAUCAUUCAGAACCUGCCAGCCCUGAACAGUGCCAUCAACCCCCUCAUCUACUGCCUCUUCAGCAACCGCCUCUGCCCCCCUUUCGAGGAAAGAAGAACUCGAAGGCUGGGGGGUACUUUCCGGGAGCGGAGCGAUGGAGGGCAGGAGAUGCAGGUCCUGUCCAAACCAGAAUACAUCUAGCACAGAAGAUGCUCUGCAAAAGCUACACCAGGACCUGUACCGAGGGCAGCAGAGGUCCCCCAUCGAGCCCCAUGCACCACGAGUAGAUGGACACUAACUGGAAAGAGCUCACACCUCACUGCUGCUGAGCAGCACACGUAUUUUGGGCUGGCACUGCAGCUUCAGCGAUCACACACUGCCGGUGCCAAACUCAGUAUGAGGGGUUUGCAUGCCAGAGUUGUGGGGGUUCAUCUUGGCCUUCUGUUUUCAAGUAAGCUGUAAUAUAGAUGUACUCCAAAUGGCAAAAAACUGGUGUCUAGUCAGUCUUCUCUACUUUUCAGGAGUCACUGAAAGUCAUCUACUGUACCA